Molecule: messenger RNA, 4028 nt
Organism: Pongo pygmaeus (Bornean orangutan)
Lineage: Eukaryota; Metazoa; Chordata; Mammalia; Primates; Hominidae
Gene: MLLT3
Product: MLLT3 super elongation complex subunit
Exons: 11
Coding region: 284-1987 (567 amino acids)
Biological process (GO): positive regulation of DNA-templated transcription
Cellular component (GO): transcription elongation factor complex
Molecular function (GO): chromatin binding
Source: RefSeq, a predicted model, not a curated record
GCUAGGAGCCCGGGUGUCAGGCGCGACGGCGCAUGCUCCGGAAUCAUCUCCUUUACCCUGGAGCUGCUGCUGCUGCUGCUGCUUUUGCUUUUGGGGCUGAGUUUAAUAAGCGAGCGAGCGAGCAAGUGAGCGCGGGGGGAAAAAGGCAGAGAAUGUCCGCCAUCUACCCUCCGCUCCUGGGCGCGCUCUCAUUCAUAGCAGCCUCUUCAUGAAUUACAGCUGAGGGGGGGCGGAGGAGGGGGGGUACCACACAACACCCCAGCAAACCUCCGGGCCCCCAAGCAUGGCUAGCUCGUGUGCCGUGCAGGUGAAGCUGGAGCUGGGGCACCGCGCCCAGGUGAGGAAAAAACCCACCGUGGAGGGCUUCACCCACGACUGGAUGGUGUUCGUACGCGGCCCGGAGCACAGUAACAUACAGCACUUUGUGGAGAAAGUCGUCUUCCACUUGCACGAAAGCUUUCCUAGGCCAAAAAGAGUGUGCAAAGAUCCACCUUACAAAGUAGAAGAAUCUGGGUAUGCUGGUUUCAUUUUGCCAAUUGAGGUUUAUUUUAAAAACAAGGAAGAACCUAGGAAAGUCCGCUUUGAUUAUGACUUAUUCCUGCAUCUUGAAGGCCAUCCACCAGUGAAUCACCUCCGCUGUGAAAAGCUAACUUUCAACAACCCCACAGAGGAUUUUAGGAGAAAGUUGCUGAAGGCAGGAGGGGACCCUAAUAGGAGUAUUCAUACCAGCAGCAGCAGCAGCAGCAGCAGUAGCAGCAGCAGCAGCAGCAGCAGCAGCAGUAGCAGCAGCAGUAGCAGCAGCAGCAGCAGCAGCAGCAGCAGCAGUAGCAGCAGCAGCAGCAGCAGUAGUACCAGUUUUUCAAAGCCUCACAAAUUAAUGAAGGAGCACAAGGAAAAACCUUCUAAAGACUCCAGAGAACAUAAAAGUGCCUUCAAAGAACCUUCCAGGGAUCACAACAAAUCUUCCAAAGAAUCCUCUAAGAAACCCAAAGAAAAUAAACCACUGAAAGAAGAGAAAAUAGUUCCUAAGAUGGCCUUCAAGGAACCUAAACCCAUGUCAAAAGAGCCAAAACCAGACAGUAACUUACUCACCAUUACCAGUGGACAAGAUAAGAAGGCUCCUAGUAAAAGGCCACCCAUUUCAGAUUCUGAAGAACUCUCAGCCAAAAAACGGAAAAAGAGUAGCUCAGAGGCUUUAUUUAAAAGUUUUUCUAGUGCACCACCACUGAUACUCACUUGUUCUGCUGACAAAAAACAGAUAAAAGAUAAAUCUCAUGUCAAGAUGGGAAAGGUCAAAAUUGAAAGUGAGACAUCAGAGAAGAAGAAAUCAACGUUACCGCCAUUUGAUGAUAUUGUGGAUCCCAAUGAUUCAGAUGUGGAGGAGAAUAUAUCCUCUAAAUCUGAUUCUGAACAACCCAGUCCUGCCAGCUCCAGCUCCAGCUCCAGCUCCAGCUUCACACCAUCCCAGACCAGGCAACAAGGUCCUUUGAGGUCUAUAAUGAAAGAUCUGCAUUCUGAUGACAAUGAGGAGGAAUCAGAUGAAGUGGAGGAUAACGACAAUGACUCUGAAAUGGAGAGGCCUGUAAAUAGAGGAGGCAGCCGAAGUCGCAGAGUUAGCUUAAGUGAUGGCAGCGAUAGUGAAAGCAGUUCUGCUUCUUCACCCCUACAUCACGAACCUCCACCGCCCUUAUUAAAAACCAACAACAACCAGAUUCUUGAAGUGAAAAGUCCAAUAAAGCAAAGCAAAUCAGAUAAGCAAAUAAAGAAUGGUGAAUGUGACAAGGCAUACCUAGAUGAACUGGUAGAGCUUCACAGAAGGUUAAUGACGCUGAGAGAAAGACACAUUCUGCAGCAGAUCGUGAACCUUAUAGAAGAAACUGGACACUUUCAUAUCACAAACACAACAUUUGAUUUUGAUCUUUGCUCGCUGGACAAAACCACAGUCCGCAAACUACAGAGUUACCUGGAAACAUCUGGAACAUCCUGAGGAUAUGAAAACUGGAUGCAUCAAGAACAAUUGUAUUUUUUUUUUGUUUUUUUUUUUUUGGUUGUGAUUUUUUGUUGUUGUUGUUUAUAUGAAAACACUCAAAAUGAUGCAACCAAAAGGGAAAAAAUAAAAAUCAAACAACCUUCAGCUUUAUUUUUCUUUAAAGCCAGUCAUCAUCUCUUGAUAAAGGAGAGGUUAAAGCAAACCAGCCUCAGCGGACCACUCUUCUCUCCAAGGAAAUCCCCGGGAAGAGUUAGCCUGGAUAGCCUUGAAAACAAACAAAUCAAACACAACACAAGAAAACUCAAAGAAUGUGUAUGGUAUCAUGUAUCUCUCUGUGGUGGUUCAUUCCACAGGACGAAUGCAUAUUCAACACACUGCCUUAUUACAUAACUGAUCUAUUUAUUAUCGCAUACAGAUAUUCUAAGUCGUUGAGGGAAUGACACCAUCAGACAUUAUAAGUACUUGGUCCCGUGGAUGCUCUUUCAAUGCAGCACCCUUGCCAUCCCAAGCCCAGUGACCUUACUCGUAUACCGUGCCACUUUCCACCAACUUUUUCCAAGUCCUUUAACUCGUUGCAGUCUGUAUUUUCCACCUUUUGUUUUUCCAGUUCCAGGACACAGAUUAUCAACUGGGGGGACCAAAUAGCCACCUUGAUUUUCUUCUUUGUGGUCUUUUUCCUGAAAGUUGGGGCCCAGUCCUUGGCUGUAUCCAUGUAAUGAUCUUGGACCAUGGUAGAAAAUGCACCAAAUAGGAUCAUAUGAAUUGCUGUCUAGCCUUAGUCAAUAAACUCGUAGGACUUUUAAACAAAAGUGUACCUGUAAAUGUCCUGAAUCCAGCAUUGUUGAGCUGUCAUCAACAUUCUUGUGUCUGUUUUACUGUUAUAAUAUUAGGUGAAUAUGGAAGUAAAGGCAUUCCACAGGAUCAUCAUUUAAAAAAAAAAAGAAUUCUGGUCCUGUUUUCUAAAAAAAAAAACUGUUGUAGAAAUUCUUAAUUUGGAUCUAUUUAUUAGUAAGAGUUUCAGCUUUCUUCUGCUGCCAGUGUGUUACUCAUCUUUAUCCUAAAAAUCUGGAAUCAGAGAUUUUUGUUUGUUCACAUGUGAUUCUCUUAGACACUUUUAUAUUUGAAAAAAUUAAAAUCUUUCUUUGUGGGAAAAUUCUUGGUUAUUCUGCCAUAACAGAUUAUGUAUUAACUUGUAGAUUCAGUGGUUCAAUACCUGUUUAGUCGCUUGCUAAUAUUUCCAGAAGGAUUUCUUGUAUUGGUGAAAGACGGUUGGGGACGGGGGGAUUUUUUUGUUCUUGUUGUACCCUUGUUUUGAAACUAGAAAUCUGUCCUGUGGCAUGCAAAAGAAAGCAAAUUAUUUUUAAAAGAAAAAAACCAGUACCCUUGUUUUGAAACUAGAAAUCUGUCCUGUGGCAUGCAAAAGAAAGCAAAUUAUUUUUAAAAGAAAAAAACCAAAGUACUUUUGGUGUCAUUAUUCCAUCUUCUCCAUAAGUGGAGAAAUGAAAAGUAAGAACAGCUCAUCUUCAAAGUUUUUACUAGAAAUACAACCGAAAUGAAGAGAAAUGAAGAAAUACUUCUGGAUCCAAAGGUUCGUCACUGGAUCAGCCUUAAGAAAGUCUCUAUGUGUGCUAAUAGACCAGUAUCUCCCUUGUUUGUUCCCAUGCCAGAUGCUGUCUUUUCAUACAGAGAUUAACUAGUGUCUGUACAGAAAAUGGUCUUUCCAGACCCAUUCUUUUGGGCAGUUAUAUAAAUGCAGAUUGAUAAUGGAGUUAUUUCUGCAUUUUAAAAAGGGGAUUUUUUACACUGUUUCUUUCUAUCCAAAGAAACUAUUUUUCCUUUAAAAAAUUAUAAUACAGCCAUGCUCCUUGUAAAUUAUUUCUCUGAAGCGUCCUCCCAGAGGACAAGUGUACUUUCUCAAUAAUGUUAUGAUUCUUAAUGAUGAUUGGCAUGAUCCGUACUUGAAGCAUUUGUUGUACUGUCCACUUCUCGAUGUGCAGAGAAACUUUGAGUCAUUUUGGACAUUAGAUGAUUGAUCAAU